Messenger RNA from Symbiodinium necroappetens, 1122 nucleotides. The record is from the annotation of a GenBank genome assembly. Lineage: Eukaryota; Dinophyceae; Suessiales; Symbiodiniaceae.
AUGGGAUACCGAUUCUGGAGCAACGCAUAUGCUGUUUUGAACGGUCUUCACGAGCUGAGUGAUGAUUCCAGGCUAGCUGCUACAUGCCAGCUGUCCCUGGUGCGAGUGCAAGUGGACUGGCUUUCGCGAUUGAAGAAAAACCCUUUCGACUUGUGCAUUGCGCCGUUGUACAUUCGGAAUGACGUCGACAUGGUCCGCCAAGCUGCUGAAAGAGAUAUAUCAGCAGUAGCAUACGCUGCCCAAGAGCUGCGAGCAGAUGCAGGCUUCGCUUUGUCCAUGGCCAAGAACAACGGUCAUGCUCUUCGAUAUUUCAGUUCUGAGCUGAGACGCAACAGGGCCAUUGUACUGGCUGCUGUGGAAAAUGCUGGUUCAGCGUUGAGAUACGCGGACGAAGCGCUGCAAGCUGAUGAGGACAUUGUGCUUGCUGCCGUCCGAACGGACGCCAAGGCCCUGAUGCAUGCGUCCCAAGAAUUGGUUAAAGACGGGGACUUUGCAAAGAGGGUCGUGGCUAACAAUCGCUUGGCAGCGGAGUAUGUCCAAAGCCUCGUGCUCAACAGUAGGAGCCGGGAGUUGCGUCGAAGGCAGGAGGAGGACGACAAACAGCGCUAUGAGCGAGACAUUGAGGAUGCAAAGAUUUUCGUCGACAGCGCAUUUCGUCUCUACCAGCGAGGUGUGAUCUUUCUUGACGCACGAUCCAAUGAAGAGUUCGACAGGAGCCGCAUAUCUGGGGCACUGCCGUUUUCCGAGCAAACAUCUAUGCUUCGGCAUGUGAUCAUGCAGAAGGGUAUGUCUGUAGCAUCUGCAUCGGACCCAGUGAUGCAAUGUCUGCUCAAGUCUCCAGAACAGACAGUCGUUGUCUACAGCGAUAGUGGUUCAGACGACAUCAGUCUGGGAUACAUUAGUCGCUGCGUCCGUGUUGCUCAAGAGCUGCGUCGUGCAUGUCGCCUCGAGCCAUCUCUCGGCAGCAGCCACCGCGUGCGUCGGCUUGUUGGCGGGCUGAAUCAAUGGAAACGGGCCGGACUACCAACGGAUGGUGAGCAGCGACCACUGAUCAACAACAGCAUUCUGCUGGAAGGGGGUAUUCAUGCCUGUUUGGGCAUGGACCUUGCAGGUGACAUGUAG